GCAGGAUCCAUGCUCUUAGAUGAUUGGUCAAAACCCACUGAGAGGGAAGGGGCAGAAGUCAGAAGAGUGUAUAAUUCCAGCCCUGCUGGCUUGAACCUGCUGCUUUUCCACAGAGAGGGGAUACAAGAGAAAAGACUGUAGCAGAGUGGAGUGCAGUUCCUGCCGCUGAACCUGGUGAGGAAAUCCACUGGUCAGGAUAAUCUGGGCCCCUUUAUCAACAGUCAUGGGUCAGUUAUUCUCUGAUACAUCUAAGAAUGAAGACCGUGGAGAUUUGGAGUCCAGUUUUACUGCAUAUUUUAGGAAGACCAAGAAAGAAAGCAAAAUCAUUCCUCAGGAAACCAUCGAUUCAAUUGAGCUACACCUGACCAAAGGAAACAUUCAGGGGGCAAAUUCUAUAAUCAGGGAUGCAUUAAAAAAUAUUGAUAACAUCCCAAUAAACGUUGCUGUUACUGGAGAGUUUGGAGUAGGGAAGUCCAGUUUGAUCAAUGCCCUCAUGGGGGUUGGACCUGAAGAUGAAGGUGCAGCUGAAGUUGGGGUGGUAGAGACAACUAUGAGGAGAACUCCAUACAAACACCCCAAAAUUCAAACUUUGACUUUAUGGGACCUGCCUGGCCUUGGGACUGUGAACUUUCCACCAAAGGAUUAUCUGGAGAAAGUGAAUUUCCAAGAGUAUGAUUUCUUCAUCAUUGUUUCUGCCACACGUUUUAAAAGCCUUGAAUUAGACCUUGCCAAAGCAAUCAGAUUCAUGAAAAAGAAUUACUACUAUGUGAGAACCAAGGUGGACCAGGAUUUAGAAAAUGAGAAGCAAUGCAAUCCACACACCUUUGACAGAGAAAAGGCCAUGCAGAAAAUCAGAAGUAUAUGUGUGAAUAUCUUCAAUCAGAAUAACAUGGAUGCACCACAGAUUUUCUUGAUUUCUAACAGCAAUUUAUCUGACUAUGACUUUCCAGUCCUGAUGGACACCCUGGUAAAGGAUCUUCCUGCUCAAAAGCGCCACAAUUUAAGGCUUUUCUUGGCUAAUAUCACAGAGGCAGCCAUUGACAGAAAGCACAAGUCUAUGCAGCAGACUGUCUGGAUGGAAGCCUGCAAGGCUGGACUCUUAGCUACUGUUCCUGUAGUGGGCAUCCUCAGGGAUGAUGUGGAGGAGUUGAAGGUGAAGUUAAACCACUACCGAGUCGAAUUUGGAGUGGAUGAUGAAUCCCUGGAAGCCAUUGCUAAGGAUUCCCAAGUGCCUGUUGAAGAAUUAAAAAAAUUGAUUAAAUCCCCUUAUUUGUUGGAAAAUGAGGGAGAGACAUUAGGAGAAACGUUUUUCAAAUAUUUGGAGAAAUUUGCCUCAGCUACUGGUGGGCCCGUGGCUACAGGUCUCUACUUUAGGAAAACCUAUUACUUGCAAUAUCUGUUCCUUGAUACAGUGACUGAAGAUGCCAAAGUUCUCCUUAGACAAAUUUAAGAAAGUAGUUUAAACUCACCUUAUCCACAACUACUGACCAUGACAAGAUCAAAUGAUUACUAUCAAGAAGUCAUUAGAUGAAUUCCCCCUUCUGACAUAUUUCUUUACUCUAGCUAAUUGGCUAUCACCGUGGAGACACAUAAGAUAUGGACCAUGCUUCUUACUAUGUCACAGUCUGACAACCUCAGACCCUCUUCACCUCUCUACCCUCCUUCCUGUCUUUCAACUCCACCUGUUGAGGAAAAUUGUUUUAACUGGGCAAAGAUGUGUUACUUUUGUUUAUGCUGCAGAAUAUGACCUUAACUGUGUAAAAAGCGUGGUACAUUUGGCAUUCUAAUGUGGGGCUUGUAUUUUCAUGUAGUGCCUAAAAAAGCUGAGAAAAAAAGAAAAAAGAAAAAGAAAGAAGCCACAUUUAAAUAAAACCAGCCAGAGAUAGGCCCAGCAUUCAAUGCUAAUAGCGCUCUGUGUCACAAUUUGGGAGCCCAAAACAAACUCUGGUACAUUCUCCUGCACACUUAAAUACACACACACACACACACACACACACACACACACACACACACACUGAUGCACACAUCCACGAAUGGACACAUACAACACCCAAAAUGCACAAGCACACACAAAAGAAAUGAAUACGUACUUUGUAGCUUAUUCCUCCUAAUCAGCUAAUCAAACAUUCUAGUGGAAUCUUAGGAAGCUGGAGGCACUUGCCAUGCAUGUAUGAGGACCAGAGCUCAAUUUCCAGAACUCAUAUAAAUGUUCAGUGAGUGUGGCAGCCGCCUUGUACUUCCACGCUCAGAAGGCAGAAACAGUGCAACCUUGGAGCAGGUUGACUUCCUAGACUGUGUAGAUCUACAAGCUCUGGAUCUGGUUGAGAGAACCUGUCUUGGUGAAAAAAGGUAGAAAGUAACUGAGCAGGAGAUCCAACAUAAGCCUGAAAAGUCCGCACACAUGUAAACAUGCACACACCACACAGGGAAACAUUUUAAAUACAACAUAAAAUAAGAUUUAGGAAUGAAAUAAAGUCUUAAGUCUUAGAAAGUAUAGAAGCAUAAAAGUUUCAUGAGACCUUCAAGUAGUGGGUACAUUGUCUUAGUUUGUGCCUCUGUUGAUGGGAUUAAACACUAGCUGUUGGUACAUAGUCAAUGAAGAAAGUUGUGUGUGGAGAUUUCUGAGAGCUUGUGAGAAAACUCCAGGACAAAGACAAAAAGACAAAACUACUUGGCUAAAGCUAUCAUAAAAUUUACAUAUUUACAUACAAGAUUUUUGUAACUUCUGUUCUUCCAGAGCAUGGAUUUUUUCAUGGAAUGUGCUGUUGUGCUCCAGGAGUGGGUCUUGCUGUAGAUUUUCCGUCAUCUUACGACUAGUAUUAAGGAUGAUGUUUCCAAACAGAAGUUGUCCUCCUGACUCUGCACUGCCUAAACCCAGGUGACCUUGCCUUUGUGAUCGAUCAUAACUUGAACCCAAGUGAGGUUUGCUCACAUGAUCUUGCUUGACCCACAAAAUACCCUCAGAAUAUAAAUUGUGUGAGUCCCUGAAUAAAGUUGGUUAUUGCAUGAGA
Molecule: messenger RNA, 3011 nt
Organism: Myodes glareolus (Bank vole)
Lineage: Eukaryota; Metazoa; Chordata; Mammalia; Rodentia; Cricetidae
Product: interferon-inducible GTPase 1-like
Biological process (GO): innate immune response; autophagosome assembly; cellular response to interferon-beta
Cellular component (GO): endoplasmic reticulum membrane
Molecular function (GO): GTP binding; GTPase activity
Source: RefSeq, a predicted model, not a curated record